Molecule: messenger RNA, 954 nt
Organism: Rhizopus microsporus ATCC 52813
Lineage: Eukaryota; Fungi; Mucoromycota; Mucoromycetes; Mucorales; Rhizopodaceae
Product: polysaccharide deacetylase family protein
Exons: 2
Coding region: 107-835 (242 amino acids)
Biological process (GO): carbohydrate metabolic process
Molecular function (GO): hydrolase activity, acting on carbon-nitrogen (but not peptide) bonds
Source: RefSeq, a predicted model, not a curated record
CUGUCAUCUCUCUCUUUCUGUUGUUUUUCUAAAAGUAUAAAAGAUGACGAAGCUAUUCUGAUCUUUUUUUCCCCUUAUCCUUUUCUUCUGUUAUUUUCAUUUAUACAUGUAUCUCGGUACUUUAUUAACCAGUCUCACUCUCACUGCAACCGCUGUUUUCGGUAGCCCUUUACUUUUGAAGAGAGAUGGCAAAGUAUACACCUCUUGCAAUAGACCUAAUGAACUCGCAUUGACUUUUGAUGAUGGGCCCUAUAUAUACUCUUGGGAGUUGGCAGAGAAGCUCCAUAAUGAGGGUAUCAAGGCUACCUUCUUUAUCAAUGGAAAGAACUGGGUUGAUGUUCAAUCAGAGUCCGACAACGAUGGUCACUCAUAUAUGGAUGUCAUCAAGCAUUAUUAUGAUUUAGGGCACCAGGUGGCUAGUCAUACCUAUGAGCACAGGAGUCUUACUGGAGCCUCUGAAGAUGUGAUCAAAGAACAAAUGGAUACGCUCGCCAACAUCAUCGAAAGCGCUAUUGGUAAAAAGCCCGCAAUGAUGCGUCCACCCGAAGGAAAUAUAGAUGACAAUUCCUUGAGUGUGUUGACUGACUUGGGCUACAAGGUAGUCACUUGGGACAUCGAUACGAGAGAUUGGGAGAAUCACGACCUUUCUGGAGAGUUAGAUGCUUACAAGAGCGUUAUGGAUUCCUCUUCUGAUCAUGGCCAUAUUGCUCUUCAGCACGAAGUCUAUGAACAAACAGUUAAUGAUCUUGUUCCUAAAGUUGUAGAAUAUGCAAAAGAAAAGGACUACAAAUUUGUAACUGUAGCAGAAUGCAUAGAUGAACCAGCUUACCAAUAAUAUAACUAAUUCCCUUUUGUUUGAAUAUAUAAUAAAUUACUACUUAUAAGCUCAAAAUAUGUAUAUGUUUUUCCGGUCUUUGAUCUCUUUGUCUCUUUCAAUAUAGAUUAACCGAGUCU